AAGAUGGAUGAUGAAUGGGAUGAAGCUGGUGAAGUGGCAGCGGUGCCGCAGACAUAUUCGUCAUAUUCUAGUAACAAUUACGAGAAUGAAGUAGAUGAAGGUCACAGUCUCUCCAGAGGGAGGGGCUUUACAUCAUUCAACGAUGAAGUGUCAGAUUUCAAAGACACCAACGGUUAUGGCGAACGCCGCGGACGUGGCGGACGAGGGGGCCGCGGUGGCCGAGGGGGCCGGGGUGGACGCGGUGGUUACAGAGACCAAGAAAGUAAUGGUGGUGAUAAUUACGGGAAUGGAGAAGAUUUUGGUGACCGAGGCGAUAGAGGUGAAAGAAAUGAACGCGGGCGAGGCAGAGGUCGCGGUGGUCGAGGCGGAGGUCGUGGAGGCGCACGUUCAGGCGAGGGUGACGGAGAACGUGAACCUGAGAUUGGUGAAGAUGGUGAAAUCAAAAAGCCUCCAGUUACAUAUGUCCCACCAGAACCUACUAAUGAUGAAAGCGAAAUCUUUAGCAGCACCAUUACUUCGGGAAUCAACUUUAAUAAGUUUGAUCAUAUUGCUGUCAAAGUAACAGGCGAAAAUCCACCGCGUCCGAUCGACAAUUUCGAAUCUGCAUGCCUUAGAAAGUUCGUUCUAGAGAAUAUCCUCAAAUCUGGCUACAACAAACCAACGCCCAUACAAAAACACGCCGUGCCAAUAAUAAUGGCUGGUCGCGAUCUUAUGGGCUGUGCUCAAACUGGCUCUGGAAAAACUGCAGCCUUUCUGCUUCCUAUUAUAAACAUGCUGUUACAAGACCAGCGAGAGUUAGUUGUGGGGCCUAACGGAUGCGCUCAGCCACAGGUAAUAAUAGUAUCUCCAACUCGUGAGUUAACUCUUCAAAUAUUCAAUGAGGCCAGAAAAUUUUCCUACGGGUCCAUCCUAAAGGUCGCCGUGGCAUAUGGAGGCACUGCUGUACGUCACCAAGGCGAUAACAUUUCAAGAGGCUGUCACAUCUUGGUAGCGACUCCGGGACGCCUACACGACUUCGUAGAUCGCAAUCGCGUGUCCUUCGAAAGCGUGCGCUUCGUGGUACUCGACGAAGCCGAUCGUAUGCUUGAUAUGGGCUUUAUGCCAAGUGUAGAAAAAAUGAUGGAUCACCCUACCAUGGUGCCCACGGAUCAGCGCCAGACCCUUAUGUUCUCGGCAACAUUCCCUGAAGAUAUUCAGCAUUUGGCUGGUAGAUUCCUCAACAACUAUAUCUUCGUGGCGGUGGGCAUUGUCGGCGGCGCCAGUACGGACGUCGAACAAAUCUUCAUUCAAGUAUCCAAAUACGAAAAACAAGGAGCCCUCAAAAAACUCAUUGAAGAGAAUGAACGCAAACGUAUUCUGGUAUUCGUGGAGACAAAGCGUAACGCGGAUUAUAUAGCGGCCAUGCUGUCUGAGCAGCAGACGCUGACAUCGUCGAUUCACGGGGACCGCAUGCAGCGAGAGAGAGAGGAAGCUUUACAGAACUUCAAGACAGGACAUCAUUUUAUAUUGGUAGCUACUGCAGUUGCGGCCCGUGGCCUCGACAUCAAGAAUGUGGACAUUGUGGUGAACUACGACCUACCGAAGAGCAUAGACGAGUAUGUACACAGGAUCGGCAGAACAGGACGUGUGGGCAACAGAGGAAAGGCUGUUUCAUUCUUUGAUUCACAAUCUGAUACUGCUCUAGUGGCGGACCUGGCGAAAAUCUUGAAACAGGCUGACCAGCCCGUACCCGAUUUCUUGCAAGGAGGUGGCACGGCCACGUAUAGCGGCAACAAAUAUGGCGGCAGUGAUAUUCGUAACUUCAACGAUGCUAGUUCCAAUGAGCAACCGGGCCAGGAGCCCGAUGAAGAAUGGUAGAUUUAAGAGACUUCUUGAUAUUUUGAACUAUUUCGUGAAGUUUGAUUAUCGUGUGCAAAAAUGGUGCGUGUAUAUAAAUAAUACUCAACGGUGCUUAUGCUGCGAUCCUUAAGCUUGAAUAUAAUUCAACAACUCGAGUCUUUCGGCGAUGGUAAAGAAUAGUUCAUACGCAAAAAUGAAUAUAACAUAAUGUUAUUGAAUAGAAAGAACAGGAGAAGCGUAAAAGAAGAGUAUUCAUUCAUUCAUUGACGCUAACUAGGCUUUUGAAAUAUAAGGAUGAAAAGCUGCCACGAGACCGAGAUCCUGAAUAAUUCAAGCCUUAAACAGUACUACUGGUUUAAAAACUAACAUUCCACAAGGUGUGGAGAUUAAAUAAUUUUAAAUUAGUUCAGAAGUUAAGGUGGAGAGGGUUUAACUUGUAAUGUAUAUAAAAGAACAAAGUUCUCUUAAAUUUACGAAUGUUAUCAGUUCGAGGUCAUAAAAAACUCGAGCAAUUUUUGGACAGAGUAUCAACAGUUCUUUGCAAAAGAACUCUUGUAAGACAUACAAAAUUACGUUUGAAAAAUAUGGUCUAAGAACCCCUUACAACUUAACUUCCGUUCUGUAAUAGACAUCUAAAAGACUGCGAUAAAUUGUGACAAGUAUUUUAGAUUAAUCUCUUUAAUUGUAAGAUCAGAAAUGUAUGGAAACUCGUAAUAACAUUUUUUUAUUAGCAUAAGUUCCAUUGAUAUCGGUAAUACAUUCAUCAUUUUGUUGUACUUAUUUAGUUAUUAAGUUUACCAAAAAUGGUUCGUUUUGAAAUUGUUAGGAUUUUGUUUAUUUUUUCUGUAUUUUUUUUUUUCAUUACGUUUCAUAAACAUCCCAUACUAUAAUAAAAGUAUAAUGAAUAACAAUCUGUGAUGUUUGUUACGCGUUGCUCAUUUUAAAUUUUACAUGGUUGUAAUUGCAUAGUUUUAUUAGUUAGGUCCCCUCAUUUUUGCAUUUGUAAACUUCCUUAUUACUGUGCUGUAGUAAAUAGUAUCCAGAAUCUCUUGUACAAAUAUUAUUUUUCCAUACACGGCAGUUCAAACUUCUAUAAUUCUGUACAAAUUAAAAAUUAAAAUGUUAAAGAACUGUGAUGAUUAUUGUAAGUAGAAUAGUUUCACCGUUAAAUGCCAUAGAAAUACCGAAUAGUUCAAAUUAGAUUUGACAAAGACUACGAAUUUAGUUUUGUACAAAAUGUACACAAAUUCCAAGUUUACUUUGCUUUGAACAAUAAGGUAUAUGUAUAACUACUUAUAAUAAUUAAUUUGUUAUUGUGAAAAGUUACUUUUUGAGUAAAUAAACACAUUAAGAACCUUAAGAUACAUUAUUAGUUUAUUAUUGAAA
Hyposmocoma kahamanoa is the source of this 3225-nucleotide messenger RNA. RefSeq names its product ATP-dependent RNA helicase vasa (gene Vlg). NCBI's taxonomy places the organism in Eukaryota, Metazoa, Arthropoda, Insecta, Lepidoptera, Cosmopterigidae. Gene Ontology annotation, cellular component: P granule; nucleus. The record is from RefSeq and is a predicted model, not a curated record. The coding region runs from base 4 to 1857 and encodes 617 amino acids. Gene Ontology annotation, molecular function: RNA helicase activity; RNA binding; ATP binding. Gene Ontology annotation, biological process: cell differentiation; gamete generation. The transcript has 13 exons.